Messenger RNA from Cinara cedri, 3083 nucleotides. The record is from the annotation of a GenBank genome assembly. Lineage: Eukaryota; Metazoa; Arthropoda; Insecta; Hemiptera; Aphididae.
AUGUUUACCAAAAGAAUUGAAAUAUUUAAAGAAUUUGCGAAUCAAUCUACCAUACAUGGUCUCCAUUAUGUGAGUAAUACAAAACGUCAUUGGACAGAAAGGUAUGCAAUUAAUAACUAGGUACAUAGGUAAUUAUUAGAAUAUGAAUAGUAAUAAACACAUUGAAAAUUUCUUAAGAAUAUUUUGGACUAUUUGCUGUAUUUUGAGUUGGUAUGGAUCUACCCUGUUAAUGAUGAAUUCUUGGGAAGCGUUUCAAACAAAUGCUAUUAGUUUUGUAGUUGAAACUACAUCAUUAGAAUUUCAAACAACUUUUCCAGCAGUUAGUGUAUGUGAAAUAAACAAUAUCGCUAAUGUCCAGAAAUUAGCAAAUAAGUAAAUUCAAUUUAUUUGUAAAUAUUUAAUAUAGUUAGGUUAAGUACCUAAGGCAAUAAUCAAAAUCACAAGUAAUUUUGUUGAACCUAUGUAAAAUAUAAAUAUAUUAUUUAAUAAAUAAUAAUACCGAUUUAUUGUUGAGUAUAUAGCUUGAUGAAUGGAAGUGCAAGAGAUUACAAUUAUGACGAAAUUAUAAAAGAAAUUGCAUACUUCAAAGGCACAACUUACUUUAUAAAUGAAUUUUGUAUGACUGGAGUUUACGAUUGCCCGACUAAUAAUUAUAAAGAAUUAGUAAUGUCAGUGAGUUAAAAUUAUUUUUUAAAUAUAUAGUACAUUUUUUUACUUUUAUUUAAACUGUACAAAUAAUGUCAUUAGUGGGUUUACUUAUCUAUAUUAUAAUUAUACGUUUAAUAUUACAUUUAUUUAGAUGAGAAAUCCUUGUGAAGAAAUAUUUUUAAAUUGUAUUUGGAACGAAGUUCGAAGUUUUGACUGUUGUAAGCAUUUUGUUCCAACAGAAACCGAACUUGGAAUUUGUUAUACACUGACAAUGGCUAAUGAAUCGUUAGUAAUUACAUACUUCAUAACCCUUAUCACUAGCGCAACUAGACCACCAAUUUUGGGGGUGCUAAAACUAUAGACACAUCACAUUCAUAGAGGCAAUACCCCCACAAUCCCCUUCACACAAUACUUAUAAUAAGCGACUAUACACAUAUUAUUUACAAUUUGUAUAUAAAAAUGUAUCAUUACUUUUUAAACACAUAUGCAUUUUCAGUAGGCAAUUUGUAUUUUAUUUUGCUUAUUAAUUAUGAAAUACAUGGAUAAAAUAUUUAUUCUAUACUACAAAACAGCUUAUUGGGUAUUUUAGAAGGUGUUAAUUUUAAACUUAAUGGGGGUGCUAAAGACCAUCUAGCAUCCCUUAGUUGCACCUAUGGCCCUUAUAAUAGUAUGUGUUACAUAAUUCAAAUAUUUAUAUUAAAUUUUAUGUUUUCAAAUCUCCAACAUUUUGUCAGUCCGGAUUCUGAUGAUUUUAUCAACAUGUAUUCUACUCGAGAAACAGGUCCUAGCAAUUUAUUAAUAAAGUUAUCAUCAGCUAAUCAGGUAAUUUUAACAAAUACCUAAUUACAUACUCAUUACUCAUUAUGUUAUUAGGUAUGAAAAAUAUCAUAUUCUUGAAACAUAUUGAAUUAUUGUAUUAAAAUUAGAUCUAUCUGUUAGGUAUAUACAUACAUUGCCCAUUAGAUAACAAUAUAGGUACCUAUUAUAAUAAUAUGUACUAGGUAUAUAUUUUAUUAGUAUAUUUAUUAAAUCUUAAAACUGUAUAAAAACUGUUGGAAUAAUCAUUUGUUUAUGAUAUUUUGAAAUAAUUUUAUUAUGUACGCAGGUUUAUAUUCAUUCAGCAGUAGAUGUGCCAUUCUAUAAUACAAUGAUUAGUAACACUAUACAAACCUUCGUAAAACAAUUUAAACAAUUUCAGUUCGUUAUUAAAGACAUUGCAAAUGAAGAUGAAGUACAAUUUGUUAGUAUUGCACAGCGCAGGUAAGAUAAUAUAUUUACCUAUUUUUACAUAAAAUCAUGAAAUUUGUUUUCUUUUCUUGUUCUUUUCUGGCACUUAGAACUCCCUAACAGUUAUUUCUAUACAUCAUGGUUCAGAACUACCUUCUUCUACUUUUGUACUCAGGCACUUUAAAAUUGUUCUCCAACUCAACUCUAACUCUAACUCUCUCAUGUUCAUCGUUCAUGGUCUUCAUUCCACAGCAGCCUUAAUGAUUCAGUUUCUACUUUUACACUCAAUUACAUUUCCUAACCACAAAAUUUGGUUUCAUGAGUGAUAUUUGAUUAUUUAAAUAAAUAUUUAUUAGAAUAAAUUCAUAAAAAAAAAAUUAAUUUAAAGUUUAAUACUAUUUUUAUUUUAUAAAAAAAUACAAUUAUGUAUCAUAAUUCGAUAAAACUUCAUAAUUGUUUGAAUACAUAUAUAUAUAUAUAUUUGUAAAUACAUUUGUACACAAUUUAGAUGCAGAUUCCCUUGGGAAAAUUAUCUAGAUGUUAGCUCAAAAUACAGUUAUAGUUCUUGUAUAGUUAACUGUCGGCGUCAAAAACAGUUGAAGAUGUGUAAUUGUACUUCUCAUUUAAUGCCUAAUAGUAGUAUGUAUUCCUAUAACCAUAAAAAAUACCAUUAAUUUAACAAUAAGUAUAUCUAUAUAGAAAUAUCAGAACAUUGUGACAUAAAUGGACUUAUAUGUUUAAAUGCACAUUAUACUGAACUAUCAGUGUUAAAAAAUAAAAAAAGUAAGCAACCUGGAUUAGAAUGUGAAUGUUUAGUCUCCUGUAUUGAAGCUGAAAUAGAUGUUAUGACAACGGAAACAUUUAAUUUGUAAGCUACUGUUUUUUAUUGUAAUAUAAUUCAAUACAAAUAUAGUUUUUCAUUUUGUAGAGCAAAUGAAAAUGAAUCAAUAAUAAAACUAAUGAUGUAUCGACUACCAGAAGAACGACUUAAGCGUAAUGUUGUUAGAGGACGAUUAGAUGUUUUAGGUAAAUGUUUUUAUAUCAUAUAAUUUUAAAAUUAACAUCCAUGUUAAAUCAUUUUUACAGUUUCAUUAGGAGGUUCAGUUGCAUUAUUUGUUGGAGCAAGUAUUCUAAGCUUUUUGGAAAUAAUCUACUAUUUUAUCUUACGUAUGCGCAACGUCAAAAUACCAAAUUUAACAGCUAAUUAA